UUGACAGAACAACAACAUUGAGCUGAACGGCUUUGGCAGACGUCGAAAUGCAAAGGUGUAGAGCUCUAGGUCACGCACUUGUCCGACAAUUUACCUUCCUCGCACGGGCAGCCUGAGGUUUCAACUCGAAUAAGCAAGGAUGCGGCAUACCUGAAGUUGAAAAUACCCCCCAUCGUCGUUACUACCCAUCAGGAUGUCAACAAGAAAAACAUCAGGUUUCGCCAUGCUGGGUGCUGGUAUCUAUGCGAAAGAAGCCCAUGUACCAGCCCUCGUAUCGAUAGGAGCUGCAGCGUUUCCUCUUAAAGCAGUAUAUUCCCGUACGGAGAGCAGUUCUCAAGCACUGGCACGCGAAGUCGCUCUCAAGUUGGAGGUCGUUCCAGAUGUUUACCAUGAUAACGACCCUACGAAAAACCUAGACUCGUUGCUAUCUAGGUCAGAUAUCACCGCAGUAAACAUCGUACUUCCAAUCACUCUUCAGCCGGACAUCAUUCUCAAAUGUUUCGCUGCUGGAAAGCAUGUACUUAGCGCCAAACCGAUAGCUCCUGACGUAUCAGAGAGUAUGCGGCUGAUCAAAAUCUACGAAACACAAUACAAGCCAAAAGGGCUUGUGUGGAGAAUUGCGGAGAAUUUCGAGUCCGAGCCUGGCUACAUUACUGCUGGACAGAUCAUUCGUGAUGGAAAGAUUGGAAAGGUAAUAUUCUUCCAUGUGCGAGCAGUGAAUUAUAUGGACAAAGGAAACCGGUGGUACAAAACACCGUGGCGUACUAUACCUGAUUAUCAAGGUGGUUUCUUGCUCGAUGGUGGAGUACAUUCGACAGCCGCCCUGAGAGUGAUGUUGCCCGGCAAGAUGACACAUCUAUCCAGUUUUGCUUCGUUGAACAAGAAGUACCUACCGCCUCACGAUACCAUCAACGCAAUCGUGAAAGUAGAUGAUGGUUCACACGGCAUAUUUGAAAUGAGUUUCGCAGCUCCUGCAACUUCGCUCUCCCAAGGAAACAGGAUCAUAAUCACAGGUACCGACGGCUGGCUUUCCGUGGAACAGGCCAAAGUCUUGGGCACACAAGGAGGAAUAGAGAUCCCGGUCCUUCGCAUCAAUCUCAGAAUGGUCACGAAGGUGAACGAUAAGCCGGGGCCAGAAAGAACAGAAAUUAUUGAUGAGCCCGUGAAAGGGGUGGAAGCUGAGUUAGGGAGUUUUUUUGCAGCAGUUGCUGGGACGAGGGAUGACGGUUUGGGAAGUCCCGUGGGGGCACUAGAAGAUGUUGCUUUUAUUCAAGCUGCUUUGAACAGCGAGGGAUGCCUUGUGGAAUUGCAAAACAUGUGGUAAUCUGAUUUGGAAUGAGUGAAUUG
Messenger RNA from Serpula lacrymans var. lacrymans S7.9, 1347 nucleotides. RefSeq lists its product as uncharacterized. Gene Ontology annotation, biological process: NADPH regeneration. NCBI's taxonomy places the organism in Eukaryota, Fungi, Basidiomycota, Agaricomycetes, Boletales, Serpulaceae. Gene Ontology annotation, molecular function: nucleotide binding; oxidoreductase activity. The transcript is spliced from 6 exons. The record is from RefSeq and is a predicted model, not a curated record. Gene Ontology annotation, cellular component: cytoplasm. The coding region runs from base 194 to 1324 and encodes 376 amino acids.